CUCACACCUUCCAUGCUUGGGGAAAUACAUUUUACCACGUCACCACACUCUAAAGUGAUGAAAAUCCUAUUUUAACACUUGUUAAAAAGAGAAGCACAUGCCAAAUUUGACAAUAGAGAUGUUUGUGAAAAUGUGUUUUUGUUGCUCUCCAAGUUGUACUUUAAGAAUUGGCCCGGCCACCGUGAAAUAGUAGGCGACAGGAAUGCGGCCCACCAGCAAAGUUUUGCUUCGCAAUAAUAGUUCUACAAUCUUGCAUGCUGUUACGAUAGCCAACACGAACAUCUCUCUACCAUUGUAGUUUCAUAGCACUUGCAAGCAGUGUUGUCCCCCCAAAAAAACAAUAGAGGUCGCUAUUGUCCAGCUGAAAAGUCGCUAGAGGGCAUCACGUGACCUUACGUAUGACGUUGCAUAUGGCGUCACAUCAUCACGCAAGACGCUGAUGUCUAGGAGCAGCCAGGCUGCAGCCGCCCUCCAUCACACGGCGAAAGUGACACAAGUAUUCGUAUAACCAAUACAGUACGAACGGGGACAGCUAGUGAUAUAUUAGAGCUAGAUACUUUUUGAAGUUUAGAGCUAAACUGCUGCCCUGCUUGACCGUGGGAAAUGCGUCAGGCGGCAGGGGAGUUACAAUUAGGUUGAAAAACGAACAAUAAUUGCGUUCGUGGAAUACAAAUGGGCACAGCUAGUGCUAGUAGAGCUAGCUACUUUUUGGAUAGCUCAGAGCUUACACAGCCGUGCUUGACCGUGGAUAUAACUAACGCUUCAGACAGCAGCGGAGUAACAAAAAGGUUGAGAAACAAUGACUUUGUUAGUGAAACUGCGAGUUUUGAAAAGUAACCAGCUUAACCAAAAGUAAUUUACGUCGCUAGAUGAAGUGUUAGUCGCCAGGGACGGUCAAAAGUAGCUAAAUCCUAUUUGGCAACACUUGUCUCAAGUGCAGAACAGGGAGCAGCGGUACUGCAGACUUACUUCAGUUCUUCGAAAUUGCGACAUGGGCCAGUAUUUGGGAGAUAGCUCAAAAUAUAACUUGUCUGCUUGCUGAACAUGCGUUACAUCUCCGUAAAUAACAGUAAGUAAUAAUUUUCCAUGCCGCCGGGAUGUUGGCUCACCAAUGGAACGGAACGUUGAACUGUUGAGAUUAGCUUCCUCGGUUCCUAGCUAACCACUCUAAUAGCUAAUAGCUAACGGUUUGCAGGUUUCAUUUCAAUUCAUAUGCCCAGUCGAAGAGAUAUGACUGUCUGACCACCCGUAAUACACUCAGAGUUUAGAAUAGAGAAUCGUUGAUACACUGUCACUGGAAAACGGCAAUUAACCUUGAUAUUAUUCUCUGGAGAUUAGAAAAGGUGCAUUGACUGACCUGGUGAGACGGGCAGAGAUUGUAGCUGCAGGGGCUACAAUCUCUGUGAUGUUAGCUGAUCAGGGAGAAACUUCAGUGGAAGCAGUGCUCGCCAAACCAAAGUGUAGUUCGAAGACGAUAUCGCAGGGAUGCUCAGAUGAAGCGCUCGCCAAAAGAUGUCGCCCAGAAAGAAUUCAAAAGAUGCGUUUUUGUCGCUAUAUUGAACCUACCCAUGGACGCUUGCCAAUCAGAUUUAAUCAAAUACCAAACAUACUUGGCCUUCUCCAGUCAGCGUGCAAUGUUAUGAUAACAGUUUCGAAGACCCCGCCUUUGGACAUGGUAUGGAUGCAUCGUUUCUCACCUGGCACCACAUUUCGACAUAUUCGGUGAGACAGCCAUUAUUAUUUUUAUAAGACAUUUACAUGUGCAUAUUCUUUGUGUAACGUUGCAACUAACAGAAGUACCGUUUUGUUUUAGAACAAGAAUGGCAUCAAGAAUGCAAUCUUCGGGACAAGCUCAUCCAACGGUCCUUAUUGUUGGCGACAGCUACAUUCGCCGUGGGGAGGAGAGAGCAAGGACAACCCUGGGGAGAAAUCUGGGCACCUGUGCCCAGAUUGAGUGGCUUGGCUUGGGCGGAAUGAGGUGGCACUCGAUUGUCCCUCGCCUCAUGAAUUGGCUGAGAGGAAGAUUUCCUCCGGAUGUCCUGCUGAUUCACUGCGGCGGGAAUGACCUGGGGAAACUCAGGUCUGUGGCCCUCGCUGCGGCGAUGAAGCGGGAUUUACAGUACCUCCAGCAGCGUUUCCCCAAAAUGUUGAUUGGAUAUUCGGCCCUCACCCAGAGACGCUGCUGGGGUCCUGUACGUCCGAAGAAAAUCGAGCGCUCUCGAAAGUGGGUGAACAGUGAAAUGGCUACCUUUGUUUUGGGGCUGAACGGGUUUAUUGUGCGUCACGAUGGCAUACGCCAUUACAUGCCGGAGCUGUUUCUUAGGGAUGACGUUCAUAUGUCCGCUAGGGGCAAUGACAUUUUUUUAAAUUCUUUUGUAGACUGUCUGAGGGCUUUAUUUGCAUAGGGGUGAAAUGGAAAUUCUGCUCUACAGCAGCCAAUUGGCAAUCAGCUCCGGCUUGCAAAACUGUGUGUGAUUGUUGGUGCACCUUUGGGUAUAGACAGCAUUUAUCACAUUGGUAGCCAUGGUACUGUUCAUUUCGACUGAAAUUAAUCAUACAUGUACCCCCAUCUUAAUUACCCCCACCUUCUGAUUCAGUGGUCUUCAACCUUUAAUGAACAAAAAUCCCUUGGCCUGAUCACCAACCUCCCAAAACCCCCUUGACCUCAUCAUAAGCCUGACAAUGCCCCCCUUAGUAUUAAAAAAAUAAAUGGACUAGUACCCCCCAAUGGCAACGAAGCACCACCCCAUUUCAGCUGUAUGCUUCUCAACGCCCCCCCUAGAGCUCCCCAACGUCCCCUGGGGGCCUGUACCAUCCACGUUGAGAAACACCAUUCUAAUUGAAUAUGUAGCCACCCAUCCACCUGAGCCAAACACUCAUCUCCUCCGGGUUGUCCUAUCUGCCUCUCCCCACGGCGAAUGUAGCUUCAACACAAUAAUUGGAGCUCACACAACCCCUUUAAACAUCUUCAGAGGCGCCAGUCUCUCACGUCAUCAUUAUGGAUUGAAGGCUGGUGAUCCUUCUCAACAACCAUGAGUAGUCAUCUUCACCCAACCACUUCGCCUGCCUGCACCAGUGUUGCCUCCAUCCAGGCCGUAUGACACCGAUGCCACCAGUGCCUUAUCCAACACUUAACUACAGCUCCCCACUGCAAAUUCCACCUGGGAUGUUGCGGAAGACUGUCACCAGCACCGUCUCAUCUGUACUAUCCAAGACUGAUCUCAUCUCGGCUGUUCCGCGGCCCAAGAGAUGCUCCACCUCGUACAGCUGUGAUGUGACAUCUGUACUAUCCAAGACUGAUCUCGUCCCGACUGUUCCGCUGUACAUAAGCUACUUUCUCCAUAUGGAGUAGUCAUCUUCACCCAACCACUUCGCCUGCCUGCACCAGUGUUGCCUCCAUCCAGGCCGUAUGACACCGAUGCCACCAGUGCCUUAUCCAACACUUAACUACAGCUCCCCAUUGCAUAUUCCACCUGGGAUGUUGCGGAAGACUGCCACCAGCACCGUCUCAUCUGUACUAUCCAAGACUGAUCUCAUCUCGGCUGUUCCGCUGUACAUAAGCUAGUUUUUCCUUAUGCAGUAGUCAUCUUCACCCAACCACGUCCCCUGCCUGCACCAGUGUUGCCUCCACCCAGCCUCUGUGACACCGAUGCCACCAGCGCCUUUCCAUCAGCAGUAGUCAUCUUCACCCAACCACUUCCCCUGCCUGCACCAGUGUUGCCUCCACCCAGCCUCUGUGACACCGAUGCCACCAGCGCCUUUCCAUCAGCAGUAGUCAUCUUCACCCAACCACGUCCCCUGCCUGCACCAGUGUUGCCUCCACCCAGCCUCUGUGACACCGAUGCCACCAGCGCCUUAUCCAACACCUAACCACAGCAGAUUCCACCUGGGAUGUUGCAGAAGACGCUGGCCUGCCACCAGCAUCGUCUCAUCACCCAGGGAUCCUGACGCCUUGGGCACCUGCCUCGUCCAUAUCAGCCCCCACCACCAUCACCAGCCCUGCCUCCACCUCCGUCAUUGUUGGCAUAGGUCCCAAAUGACUUUUCUGUAGAACUGCAAUGGUGUGUUGAUAUUGCAAUACAAGCACAUCAGUGGAGAGCAAUAUUUCUGUAGCAUGCCAUAGUUGUGUCCACAUAUAUUACUUAUUGUCAUAAUACUGCAUUUCAUAACUCAUACUAUGUAAUUGAAGGGCCAUUCAGAUGUCAAUAUACUUGCAAUGCAUGUUUUCAGGGCUUCAUAUGGUAAAUGGUUUAAUUGAGGGGCCUUUUGUUGAUACCAUUUUUUUUGUUGUUGACACAAUGUGUCAGUCGGAUGUUUUUGGGGACCCUGUGCUUUAUUACACACAAUGCUUUUUUUCCCUAUUGGGGCCUGUUACGCAUAUCAGGGAUGAAUCUGAAAACCUUUGGGCCCGUACAGCAAUAACCACCACCACCACCAUCGCUGCUGCCCCCCAACACCAUUGCCACCACCAUCACUGGAAAGCAGGACGCAAGGGGCCCAGAAGGCAAAGAGGGAGGAGCAUGAUGUUGCACAAUACGUCUGUAUGGCAAGGGAGGGCUGGGGCUCUUCCUAGAGUGUUAUAGUUGUACUCCAUAAUAAAAUGAAUACAUUUGAUUGUGCCAA
Messenger RNA from Engraulis encrasicolus (European anchovy), 4623 nucleotides. RefSeq lists its product as uncharacterized. The transcript has 6 exons. The coding region runs from base 1821 to 2405 and encodes 194 amino acids. The record is from RefSeq and is a predicted model, not a curated record. NCBI's taxonomy places the organism in Eukaryota, Metazoa, Chordata, Actinopteri, Clupeiformes, Engraulidae.